Messenger RNA from Oncorhynchus kisutch (coho salmon), 6293 nucleotides. Its product is annotated as integrin alpha-X-like. Gene Ontology annotation, biological process: integrin-mediated signaling pathway; cell adhesion mediated by integrin; cell-matrix adhesion. Bases 221 to 3790 code for a protein of 1189 amino acids. Gene Ontology annotation, cellular component: external side of plasma membrane; integrin complex. Gene Ontology annotation, molecular function: integrin binding. The record is from RefSeq and is a predicted model, not a curated record. Lineage: Eukaryota; Metazoa; Chordata; Actinopteri; Salmoniformes; Salmonidae. The transcript is spliced from 31 exons.
GUACUGAACAAGACUGGUUACUCGCGUCAAUGCAUCUGUCUCGUCAUUUAACAUUCAAACAUGGUGUCAGAAGUGGGAUAACUAACCAUGCUUUCCGCAAAUUAGAGUCACCUACUCUGGUUUACAAAAAAAUGCUUAUUUGUGUAAAAUUUCGCCCGGAAUUGGCCUUAGCUAGAGUGAGUUUGGUAGUUAGCUUCAGUGUUGUUAGCACCGGUUAGACAUGGCAGCGAACAUUCCCCAUCCCGCCGUUAUGAAGCUCAGCGGGGAUUGGAGCACGAACUGGGAUACGUUUAGAGGUGAAUGGGAGGACUAUGCGCUAGCAACGGGACUUCUGGAAAAGGAAGAUGAGGUAGUGGCUGCCACUUUGAGGACUAUAAUGGGAAGUGAAUGCCGACACGUAUACAAACACAACCUGAACCUAACAGCAGCUCAGCAAGCUGUCUCUUCAAUGGCUUUCAACAUUGAUGAAGCAAACCCAAAAAUCUACAAGGGGGAGGAAAAGGAUUUCUUUGGAUACAAAGUCCUGCAAUUCAUAUCUGGCAAGGAGAAAGGGGUAAUGGUCAGUGCUCCAUAUCAGAAGAACGGAUCUGGUGGAAUCUGUAGAUGUGCUCAAGACAGAACAGACUGUACAGACUGUUACACUCCUCAAGAAACUGACACAAUCAAGUACAUUGGACUGUCUAUGGCUGGACAUUCUACUUCUCCUCCAACAUUCACUGCCUGCAGCCCUGGUCUGGCACACGAGUGUGAUGGGAACUCCUAUCUGAACAGUAUCUGUUAUCAGUUCAACAGCCAGCUCCAGAUCACCUCGAACUUCACACCUGCCUUCCAAGAAUGUACUAAGAGAAUAGUCGACCUCGUUUUCCUCUUUGACGGAUCAGGAAGCAUGACAACGGAGGAAUUUGAUAAGAACAAAGGUUUCAUAAACAAUAUCAUGACAACCCUAAAAAACUCCUCAAUCAAGUUUGCAGCGGUUCAGUUCUCAUCAAUAGCCAGGACAGUUUUCAACUUCAAUGACUACCAAGAGGGGAGAGCCUUGACUAAUCUUUGGAAAGAAAAGCACAUGUCUAGUCUAACCAACACACAUCAGGCGAUAGACUUUCUUUUGAAAAACAUUUUUGAAAACCAAGCCGCCGGCGCCACCGCAGAUGCAACUAAAGUACUGGUCAUAAUAACAGAUGGAAAUCCCAGUGAUACUGAUAAAAGGUUUAACUCUAUCAACGGAAGUGAAUACAAAAACAUCAUCCGUUUCGUUAUUGGGGUCAAGAAUGUCGAUUUGACAAAACUAAAGUCACUAGCAUCCGAGCCAAAAGAGAACAACACUUUCCUCAUCCAGGACUACGACGGACUAAAAGGAAUCCUAGACAACUUACAAAAAAAGAUAUUCAACAUUGAAGGUUCCAAGACUGCUCUGGCUGGAAACUUGAUGAAAGAGAUGUCUCAGAGUGGGUUCAGUGCUGUCUACGUUAAUAAGGACACCUUGGUUUUGGGCUCAGUGGGAUCAAACAACUGGCGUGGAUCCCUCUUUGAGACUGAGGGUCAGAGAUCAGAGGAAAGGGAAAUUCAGGACCCCACAUUGGACAAAGACUCCUAUAUGGGAUACUCUGUAGCUGUUGGGAAGAAGAACGAGAACCUUCUAUAUUUUACCGGAGCACCAAGAUCUGAACACAUGGGACGGAUCCUACUUUUCAACAAGGUUAACAUCAACUGGACUGUGGCACAAAGAUUGUCUGGAGAACAGAUGGGCUCCUACUUCGGGGCAGAGCUGUGUUCUGUGGACAUAGACUCAGACGGCAACACAGACUUCCUCCUGGUGGGUGCACCAAUGUUUCACCAACCACCGAGAGAGGGCAGGAUCUACGUCUACACACUAACUGAUAAGCUGGAACUGAGGAUGGAGAUGAAUGUUUCAGUGAUGGCACAGGGUAGAUUCGGCUCCUCCAUCUCCUCUCUCACAGACCUGAAUGGAGAUGGGCUGAAGGAUGUAGCUGUGGGUGCUCCACUUGAGGACGAUCACAGGGGGGCCGUGUACAUCUACCUGGGUGAAAAGCUAAAGGGGAUCUGCCCUGAAUUCAGCCAGCGCAUCUCAGCUGCGAGGAUGAGAUCUAAGCUCCAGUUCUUUGGCCAGACGAUUGAUGGGAAGAUGGACCUGGGUGAGGAUGGACUGACUGACAUCGUAGUAGGAACGCGUGGCGCAGUUGUCGUCUUGAGGUCCAGACCGGUCCUCAGCGUCUCUGCUCAUCUCCACUUCCAUCCCUCGGAGAUCAGCACUGAUAACUUUGACUGUCUGGCAAAAGAGACCAUUUCCCCUGUGGUGACUCUGACAGCCUGCUUUAACAUGGCAGAGGCAACAAAGAGUAAAGCUGGGGCGCUGAGUGCAGGGAUGAACGUCUCCUACACGCUGGAUGUGGAUCCAGUGAGACAGAGGAGCCGAGCCUUUUACAAUGACACGAACAAAGGGGCCAGAAGUCUUCUCUCUACUGUGGAGCUGAGAAAGGAGCAGACCUGCUUCAACCACUCAGUCUACAUGACACAAUGCGUAAUUGACACAUUAUCGCCCAUAAUCAUCCAACUUAAUUUUUCUCAAUCUCAAAGCCAACAAGAGAGUUGUACUGCCAUUCUGAAUACUGACAGUCAUACAAAGGCUGUGGUUGAGGUGCCCUUUGAAAAGAACUGCAAAGAAAAUGAAACCUGUUUGGCAGAGCUUGAGGUGGACUUCAACUUCAUCACAUCAACUUUAUUAGUGGUGGACCAGAGUUACUUUAAUGUGACUAUAAGACUGUCCAAUCACGGGGAUGACUCCUAUAACACCAGUCUAACCCUCCUCUACCCUCCUGGCCUCUCAUUCUCCACGAUGCAUCUUCUGAAGUCUACAAGGAGAACGGUGUUCAGCUGUGGUGGUCUGGAAGGUGAAAUGGACAGAACUACAUGCAGUGUCAGCAUACCUGUCUACCGUAGUAAAACUACCGCAGUGUUCACCAGUAAAUUCCAUAUUUUGAAUACAUACAACUGGAACGACACAAUGGAGAUGACCGUCAUCGGCCUGAGCGACAAUGGAAACUCAACCAAUAGUUCCCUAACCCGGACCAUCCCUGUUCAAUUUGCAGUUGACCUGGUAGCAAAAGCCCUUCCCCAAGACUCCACCACUUACAUGAACUUUACUCUGGAGGACACAUCACCUAAAAGACUGGUGAAUGUAUAUGAGGUGCAGAACUUGGGAUUUAACUCUGUACCAGUCACAGUCACAUUCACUUUUCCAACUAAGCUUGAGCACAGAUUUGAAAUGAAGGACUACGAAAUAUCUGUCUUACAGAACCACACUCAAUGUGGAAAGGUUAUCAAUUCACCAACAGAGUACUGCUCUCCAGAAAAAUACUGCAAGUCCAUCGAGUGUGAAAGUUUCCUUUUGGAUAAGUUUUUGACAGUUACAUUUGUGCUGUCUGGAAAUGUUUCCUUCAAGGACCUCGAUCAACAUGCAAAGAGCUUGUCAUUGCCAAAGAAAUUCACUGGGGAUAGAGAAACAGUCAAUUUCAUCAGUUUUGUCAAACUCGGCUAUGACAAAAAACGAUAUGCCCAGACAGCGAGUGACCCAGGGGAUAACUCUACAAGCUUCCACCAAACACAGAUUGAUGUCCAGGCUGAGAUCAUCAUUCAUCCACAAAGAGAGCUGAUACUAGGGACAGGAGUUGGAGUAGGACUCUUUCUCCUGCUCAUCGUCACAAUGGCCAUGUAUAUGAUGGGAUGCUUCCAGAGAAAAAGCCCUGAUUAUGACGAGAAUGAGGGGGAAUAGAGUAAGCAAGAUGACGCUGCUAAGGCUAACAAUGUCUAUGCUAAUGCUUUGGAGAAGCAGCCAAAGCCCGAGAGCGGAGGAGUGGAGUCAAAACCUCUCCUUGUUGACAGACAGUAAAAAAAUGACUUCCACGCUAGCAAUGAGGUAGGGGAGGGACCAAAAGAGAAACAGGAUGUGUCAGAGUCAGAUGCAGGCUAAAGGAGUAGUAGUCUAAGCAACAAAAAAUAAAGUGAUUUAGACUUACCUUAUGUUGCUUCCUUAUGCACACUGAAUAUAUGUAAUUCAACCACCCAAAACCCUUCCACUUGUUGGCCAACAGAUUUUCACACAGUGUUUUCAUUCAAUAAGGUUCAGUACAUUUAUCUAAUAUUUAAUGGAUUGAACUACUGAAUGGCAACUUUCAGGAUGAAUCAAACCAUUAUACUGAGAAGGGCAUACAUUCUCUAAGGGGCCUGACUCAGUUUUAGGAAACAAGUGCCUUUUCUACGCAACUCUCAGUAGUUGGUAUACAGACUUUACUUAUACAGGUGUGCAAUAGGCUUUGGAGGCCUGGUUUCCUUGGGCACACUUAAUUUAAUUAAACAGCUGAAAACCUUCCCACUUGCUGGCCAACAGAUUUCCUUGUGGAGUUGUCAUUCAAUAGGGGUUUCAAAACAUUUAUCUUAAGCCAUCCCUUUAAAUACAGUAUAGCUUUAAUUAGAAUUUGUCGACAGACUAGAAUACAUAGAGAACGUGUUCAGAAUAUAUGGAUCAAUGAAAAAUAGCCAUCUCUAUUUCAGCACCAACUGGUAUAUUUAGGGACAUUUUGGGGUUAGAAAAGUAUGAAUUAGAAAAACUGCCGUAGAGCCUUUAGGCACAAUAUAUAUUGAUGAAUAAAAACAGUGGUUUGAUUCAUCCUGAAAGUUACCAAAUUCAAUCCAUGAAAUUUUGGAAGGUGUAAAAAAAUACAAAUAAAGUGUACAAUAAGUUUUGAAUAGUCCUAUCCUAUUCAUAGAGCUGUAUGACAGUCCAGCCACCAUGCGCCAGACUCCCAAAUUAUUGCACAACAUGUUGGCUGGGUGGGGGGGGAAACGCCAACUUUGGUUCUUUUUUCCGUCAUAGUAAAUAAAAAUGUGUUAACUGACUUGCCUAGUUAAAUAAAGGUACAAAAAAAAAAAAAAUUGUGCUGGAUUUAUUACUUGUGCUUUGAGAUGAUCAAAAUGAUCAAUACUUUAGUUAUGUGCCUUUUGUAAUGUCUUCAUGCUGGCAGCCCAGGUGCAAUGUGUGAGAUGGUGGAAAUCAGAUUUUAAAAAAAGAUUAAAAAAAAAAAAAGGUAUUCAUACCCUUUGUAAUUGAAAGCCUACAUUUGCUCUGGUGCAAUACAUUUCCUCAACAAGUCAAUGUGUUGUACUCCACCUGUGUAAGAAAUGUAUAGAUCACCCACCUUAAAUUAAUCUGUAAGGAUAAAUACCCCUCUCUCUGUAUUGGGGGUGGUAGGGUAGCCUAGUGGUUAGAGCAUUGGACUAGUAACCGAAAGGUUGCAAGUUCAAAUUCCCGAGCUGACAAGGUACAAAAUCUGUUGUUCUGCCCCUGAACAGGCACUGCUCCUAGGCCGUCAUUGAAAAUAGUAAAUGCCUAGUAAAUGUCCCUCGUUUUUAAAUGUCCCCACAGGUGAUAGAUACUUUCAAAAGAAAGAGCAAGUCACAGAGAUGUGAUUAUAGAGAAGCACAAAUCUGGGGAAUGGUACACAACCAUUUCAAAGUCACUGAAAGUCCCUUGAGCUCAGUGCAGUCCGAGUGGAAAAAAUAAACUACCACGACACACCCUAGAUCAGGCCCCCACUCUAAACUUAGCUGCUGGACAGGAAAGGCACUGAGGGAAGCUACUGUGAGGCCAACUGGGACUCUGAAUGAGUUACAUUAGUCAGUGGCUGCAAUGGAUGAUGAUGUAUCAACAAACUCCAAGGAAUUCCACAAAAAUUAUCUUUAUGGGAGAGUGGCAAGGAAGAAGCCCUGACUUUCAAAAAUCCUUGUCUGCAAAGAGUUCGCAAAACGUCCCCUAGAAGAUGCUGCAGUUGUGGCAGAAUGUCUGGUGAUCUGAUGAGACUAAAGUGGAACAUUUUGGCCUGAACGCUAAGUGGGAUGUGUGGCUUUUCAGCAACAGGGACUGGCAAUAUUGUCAUGAUUGAUGAGGAUGAAUGGUGAAAAAAUACAUAGAAAUGCUGGUUAAAAACUUGCUCCUCUUCCAAAAAACAAUAACUGUGGAAGUUUGUUAGAAAAUAGAUGUCCUUGAGCAGCCCAGUCCCUUAAUCUCAUCAAAAAUCUGUGGAAAGACCUCAAAAUGCAGUCCACCAUUCCACAACCUGACACAGCUUGAGGCAUUUUGCAAGGAGGAAUGGGAAAAUACUGCUUUAUUACAGUGUGCAAAGUUAGAGUUGAAAAUACUACUGGCUGUAAUAGCUGCCAGAGGUGGUUCAACCAAGUAUUGACCUAGGGAUGAAUACAUAAAAAUGAACUGUCAUUUA